Molecule: messenger RNA, 1944 nt
Organism: Exophiala dermatitidis NIH/UT8656
Lineage: Eukaryota; Fungi; Ascomycota; Eurotiomycetes; Chaetothyriales; Herpotrichiellaceae
Exons: 1
Coding region: 1-1944 (647 amino acids)
Biological process (GO): regulation of DNA-templated transcription; DNA-templated transcription
Molecular function (GO): DNA-binding transcription factor activity, RNA polymerase II-specific; zinc ion binding; DNA binding
Source: RefSeq, a predicted model, not a curated record
AUGUCAAACACCGAAACUUCAGUCUCCAGCCCGGCGCCUGUUAAACCCCGAUCGAAGCCGCCGAGUUUACUGGCAUGCAUUCCAUGCCGAAAAAGCCACUUAAAAUGUGACGGCCAGAAGCCGCUGUGUAGCAGAUGUGCUGACCGGAAGGGACACUGCUUCUGGGUUGAAUCUCGUCGCGGCUAUCGCGAGUUUCGCAAAUCGCACAACGCCGCUGAGGACAAAGCCGAGCAACGCGUCAAUUCUGGCGAAACCGCUCAACGACAGCGGUCCAUUUCCACACCUGCUGAAAAUGGCCCUCAGCUCUUCGAAGACGCUGCCUUUACCCAGGCAGGUGCUCUUGCGUACCAGGAGCUCUGCGCCGUGGAACCAGCACUAACGGCGGAGCCCUUGAGUUAUGAAACCCAAGUAAUGAGUCUGGAGCAAAUUCAGAAGUCCAGCCCGAGCAAUCACAGCACCUCCACCACAUCGAUACCCAGAGAUCACGAUCUAGCGAUGGUAGGCAAGGCUGAGGAGGCUGAGGGCACCGACCUCAUCGAACUUUUCUACAAGCAUUUUUACCCUGCUCAUCCCUUUACAAUUCCCAGGAAGAUGUUUCUUCAAGACCCGUCAUGCAUGCCUCACGCCCUACGGGCAGUCAUCCGAUAUCUGGCCAGUCACUAUCUUCCUCAGGCGAACCGUUCUGCAUUGUCUAAUGCCGCGAGGGUCAUCUUCUCAGACGAAAUCCCUGAUGAUGGUUACAAGGUCCAGGGUCUUAUCCUCUCUGCCUUUGUCAACUACGCCCGCUUUGAUCAAGAAGGAGGAUCGGCCGCCUUGAACAAGGCGAUCGAGACCGCAAUACGACUUGGCAUGCAGCACGCGACUUUUGCUAUCCAGCACGGAAAAGGCAAUCCCGUCCUGGAAGAGUCCUGGCGCCGCACGUGGUGGACAUUGAUGACUAUCGAAGGGGUCGUCGCGGUCAUUGGCGGCCACUUGCCAUUCAGGACAUACUCGACACCGGCAGACGUGCCACUGCCGGGACACGAUGAAGACUAUAACGAACUGCGACCGUCCCCCUUGCUCCGGACGUUCGCGGAUCUGCGCAAUCGGGCCGUCGCCGAAGACACGUUCGAAUACUCCACGUUAGCUUACACCGUUGAAGCCACUUAUAUCCUCGGAUCGGUGUUGGCCUUGGGUGCAGACACAUUCGCCGUGACAGAUCCGCAAGUCGAGGCGAUCGAUGCAAGCAUAUCCAAUUUCUUCUUGUCGCUACCACCCUCGAAACGAGAAGUCAUCCGAUAUGACGGGACUGUCGACGAAGCCCUUGUUGUCACACAUCUCAUCAUCAAUUGGGCUGCCAUUAGUCUACACCGACCGCGUUCGACACUCACGUUCAUCCGCAAUCACUACCGGACUACGUGUACCAAAGCCGAGGCGGCUGGUCUGCCUGCCCUUACAUACGCAUCGCAUACGGCCAAAGCGCUGCGCUCUGCCAAUAAUCUCACAGACCUGGCCUCCGUUCAACGCCCGCUAAGCUACGCAACCCCGUGGCUUGUGUGUGCAUUGACCGCUGGCGCGACAGUCCUGCUGCCUGCUUAUGCCGUGGUGGACCGGUCUGAUCAGGCGUUGGCAAUCAAGGAGCGCCUGCAUUUGAUUCUUUCGGCCCUAGGGUCAUUUGGCCACAUUUGGCCUCGUGCAAUAGUGGCCAGAAGCCAGGUGGCCAAAUUUGCACGCGAAGUCUUGACCGCACCGACCACAUGCUUCGAUAGCACACCGCCCACCGCCCUUGCUCCUCUCGAGUCAGACGGUACGGCACAGCUCGAAUACACGCAGUCCUUCAACAACGACUCGUGGAUCGAGCAGUUGCUCCGUGCAGAGCCAGGGAUGGAAGAUCCACUUUCAUCGUUAUCAUGUGGAGCGAUGGGAAGCUUGUCAGCCACACCAGCUCAGGCCCAAGGAGCGUGA